AUGCACCAGAUCGACUUCGACGAGCAAACCCUUCACAGUCUUACAUCCAAGACCGUGAUCAUCACCGGCGGAGCAGGCGGUAUUGGCUCUGCGACAGCGAAGAUCUUCAACGAGCAUGGCACAAACGUCGUCAUCGCCGAUAUCCCGGCCUCUCAGUCGCGCGCAGAGAAGCUGGUUGCGUCUCUGCCAUAUCCAUCCCGCGCUAUGUACGUCCCAGUGGAUAUAGUUGACUGGGACCAGAUGCAGGGUCUGUUCAAGCGGGUUGUGAGACAGUUUGGCGGCAUCGAUACGGUGGUCGCGAACGCCGGGAUCAUGGAGUCCAAGGAUGUUCUCGAUAUGGACGAUGUCGAUGAGAAGGGGGAUCUGGUGGAUUCGAAGGAAGCGUUCGAGGUGAUCGAUGUGAAUGUGAAGGGGACGUUUAAUACCCUGAGACUAGCCAUGCAUUACAUGAGAUCUGCCCCCGACACCUCCGCACCUAAAUCCAUCGUCCUAGUCUCCUCCAUCUCGGGCUACUUCGGCGGAGCAGAUCUAACGGCCUACACCACGUCCAAACACGCGGUGAUCGGAAUGCUUCGCGACGCGCACCACGCCGCAGCGAGACACAAUAUCCGGGUCACGGGCGUUGCGCCUUCGUUUACCCCGACGCGGCUGACGGCUGGCUUGUGCAAGAACUGGCAGGAAGCUGGGUACGAGGCGAACUCGCCGGAGUCUAUAGGGAUGGUAAUUGCGCAGAUCUCGGUCGAUCAGACUGUUGCUGGCGGGAGUUGCAUUUUGAUCGGGAGGGAAUGCCGCCGCGAGACGGAACUCACCAGAUCCGAGGUUCUGGAGCCGUGGAUGGGAGCAGACGCGCUGGGACUGAUGAAAGAGGCAUUCGAGUUCGUGGUCAGCAUCGGGGGAUAUCCGCUUCCUGAGAAGCUGGAACGAUGCAGAAACUAG
Molecule: messenger RNA, 936 nt
Organism: Aspergillus steynii IBT 23096
Lineage: Eukaryota; Fungi; Ascomycota; Eurotiomycetes; Eurotiales; Aspergillaceae
Product: SDR family NAD(P)-dependent oxidoreductase
Exons: 3
Coding region: 1-936 (311 amino acids)
Molecular function (GO): oxidoreductase activity
Source: RefSeq, a predicted model, not a curated record